This is a messenger RNA of Xiphias gladius (swordfish), 2347 nucleotides long. RefSeq names its product cholesterol 25-hydroxylase (gene ch25h). Lineage: Eukaryota; Metazoa; Chordata; Actinopteri; Istiophoriformes; Xiphiidae. The record is from RefSeq and is a predicted model, not a curated record. Gene Ontology annotation, biological process: cholesterol metabolic process; sterol biosynthetic process. Gene Ontology annotation, molecular function: iron ion binding; steroid hydroxylase activity; C-4 methylsterol oxidase activity. Bases 548 to 1315 code for a protein of 255 amino acids. The transcript is spliced from 2 exons.
CGGAGGCUCCGACAGUUCACUGGACCUACACGGUCCUGUAGGUUUGAAUAAAUCCAAGGUGAUCGGGGUGAAGUCAUUCUACUGGCUUUUAGCCCUGACAGGAUUUAUUUCAGAAAGUUUGAUUAUUACAGUGAGAAAACUCCUCAUCUUCAUAUUUUUUAUCAUUAAUAUCAUAUACUCGUAGCAUAACAUAUGAUACGGUCACAUCUGCAGUGGGAAAUGAAUGAGUCCACACUUGGCCAGAGUCAGAUUUGUUUGUGACAGAAACAAACGCCACAGCUUCUCUGUCCCUUUGAGGACAGGGGGACAUGUCUUCCUCUCUUCCGCCACAGAAUAUCUCAGCCUGGCCCGCGUCUCCCGGAACCCUCUUAGAGGUAAGGACUCGUUUGCUGGGCACUUCAGCAGCACCUCCUUAUACGGGCUUGGGGGUGGGGUUAGAUGUUUUCUUUCUGGUGAGGGCUGAGCAAGAGCAGCUGGGAUGAUGAAGCUGCUGUUGAGUUCAGACUCAGAAUCCGAACUGACAGGGACUUUAGUCAUCUGACGCAGGAUGCUGCAGCCUCUCUGGACUUUCCUCCUGGAUCACUCCUCCGUUCUGCACUCACCUUUCUUCCCCGUCCUCUUCUCCUUCUUCGUCUACCUGUCCUUCUGCCUGCCCUUCCUGCUGCUGGACCUGCUGUCCACCAGGUGGGCCCUGGUGCGCAGGUACAAGCUGCAGCCUCAGAGCUCCGUCAGCUGGGAGUCGGUGCAGAGAUGCCUGGCUCGGUCGCUCUACAACCACCUGUUCUUCAUCUUCCCGCUGACCGUGAUGCACUGGUACCUGAGGCCCGUCCACCUGCCCAAGGAGGCCCCGACCCUCCCCCGGCUGCUGGCUCAGGUGCUGGUCUGCCUGCUGCUCUUUGACUUCCAGAGCUUCGUCUGGCACCUGCUGCACCACAGAGUGCCCUGGCUGUACCACAACUUCCACAAGAUGCAUCACACCUACACCUCCACCUUCGCCCUCACCGCUGAGUACUCCGGAGCCUGGGAGACUCUCAGCCUGGGCUUCUUCGCCGCCGCCAACCCGCUCCUGCUGGGCUGCCACCCGCUCACCGAGCUGGCCUUCUUCGUGGUGAACAUCUGGCUGUCGGUGGAGGACCACUGCGGCUACGACCUGCCCUGGGCCACCCACCGCCUGGUGCCGCUGGGGCUGUACGGCGGGGCCCGCCACCACGACCUCCACCACCUCCAGUCCAAGUGCAACUACGCCCCCUACUUCACCCACUGGGACUGGCUGGCUGGGACGCUGUGUACAAAUCUGCUGAUGGAGAGUUUAUAAACUGGCGGAGAAGUGAUUGAACUGAUUUGGGAACCUAUCGACAACUUCCUGAACUGAUUUAUUCUGAACGUUUACGAACUGGCUCAUGGGGCCCAGAACCGAUUGGUUUCUGAAGCGAUGGAUAGGGGCUCGAAGUGACUGACGGGUUUCAGAAGGGAUUUGGCAGCUUUCUUAACUGACCAAAAGGUUUUUGAAGUGGUGGGCAGCCGCUGUGCUGUUCAGAAAUGUUUACCUCAGAGCUAUGAAAGUGCUGGAAUUUAUGAACGUUUCCCUUCUUUGCAUAAGUGCUGUACGUAAACGCUGCAAAACAUUUUUCAUACUUUUGUCCUGAAAUGCAAAUUUUCUUAAAACAAGUAGAUGGAGCCAAAUUUUUUCCAGUGCAAAUCAACUUGUUUCACGAAAAAUUGUUUUACGUGUCAGACCAGGCAAAAUAAAAGAUAUCGUUGGACUACAGCUGAGAGCAGGAUUUUAGGAUUCAACAACAGACAGGGCGGCUUGUUAAAAUGGGAAACUACGUUUAUUAAUUGAAUCGUCUUUGAACUAUGUUCAUGUGCAGUUGCAUUAGGGUUAAGAUCAUCUUUAACACAACAGAUACAAGGUUCAUAUUGAACAAACCGGCUAAAUGAAGACCGCCAUGGUUUUUCAUUAAAUAUUUAUUUGAUAUUAACAUAUUGUAACUAACUUGUGGACAAGCUCCAGUUAUAUAAAGAUUUAGGUAAAUAGUUUUGUACCCAGAGUCAGAAGAGAAGAGAAGAGAAGAUGUUAACCAGUCUCUGAGGUUGAGAAACUGAGUGAUUUAUUUCAGAUUCGUCAAAGAAAGUGAAAGUCAAAGGAAACUGUGAAGUUUGCUGAUAUGAACUGACAUAAUGAAUGUUUUUUGACCAACAUUUCUCUCGCAAUGAAGCUACACAGAAGGUUUUGGUGGCGAGUGUGACUGAAAAUGUGAACGACGACCGAAUGACUCUGAAAAGUGAAAACAGUAUUUUUGUGAAGUGACAGUUUCUGUCGUGAUCUGUGAUCUGAGAAUAAACU